UAGCUCGCGACAAAACCGACUUUAUGUUCGUUAAUUUGAUUUUGCCUGUCCCUUGAUAGCACCUGGCGUCACGAUACCCGCUCCUAUUGCCAGCUCAAAUUGCCCACCAGCAAGACGCGAGUCAAACGAAGGGCAAAUGAAUCCCUCCUCGGCUCCUAGAACUGGAAAUCAUGAGCGAAUCUGCCGCACGCUAGUCUAAUCCGGGAUUUUUCGCCAUCAAAACCGACUUGCAGUGGGAUUAGAUAAGCUAGCGUCCGGUCAAUUGAGGGAGCUAUUAGCGAGACCGGGUCGGCGAAAUCCUCAGGUCCGCCGACGACAAGCUCACCUAUUUAUGCGACAUUUGCAGGUUAAUAACAUUGGGAGGACAUUGAUUCGGUCGAAUACAAGCCAAUAAACGACCAUGUUUACGCGAGCCGUGUCGAAAUGGGGCUCUAAGUCCUCGACGAAGCUUCAGAGACUCUGCUUCAGCUCUACCGCGGCUGCGCGAGCCGAUUUCACUCAUGCCGUGAUUGGAGGCGGUGUUGUUGGUCUGGCUGUUGCCCAGAGGCUCGCACAACGCGAAAACACGUCAACGAUUCUUAUUGAGCGCAACUACGGGAUUGGCAUGGAAACAAGCUCGCGCAACAGCGAAGUCAUCCAUGCAGGCAUCUAUUAUGGCACCGACAGUCUCAAAGGGAAGCUUUGCAUCCGAGGAAAGGAGCUGCUUUACGAAUUAUGCGAUCAGGCCGACAUCCCGUAUCGUCGUACGGGCAAGUGGAUUGUGGCCCAGAACGAAGCCCAAUACAAAUCGCUGGAGAAGAUUUAUGCGACAUGCCAGGAGCUCAAUGUUCCCAUGAGAUGGGUGAGCCAGGAUGAGGUGGAAAGAGACGGCGAAGGAGUGGUGGCGCGCGCUGGCGUUCUGGAGAGUCCAACCACCGGCAUUGUCGACUCACACAGCUUGAUGCUGGCCUUGCAAGGCCGUUUCGAAGAGUCCGAAGGCAUGAUGGCCCUCAAUUCCCAUGUCGUCGCAGUGAGGCCACUGGGAGAUGCUGGUAGUCAGGGCUGGGAGAUUGAUGUGAAGGAUGCGGCGACAUCGGACAUGUCCACGAUAACGGCGGAAACACUCAUCAACUCGGCAGGUCUCGGCGCAGUCUCAAUUCACAACAUGAUCACCCCUCCAUCACGCCACAUGAAGAUGUUUUACGCCAAAGGCAACUAUUUCUCGUACUCUUCAUCUACACCAAAGGUCUCUCGUCUGAUCUAUCCCGUCCCAGCACCAGGAGCUGGCGGCCUCGGAACACAUCUAACGCUGGAUAUGGGCGGUCGAAUUCGAUUUGGACCUGAUGUCGAGUGGGUAGACAGCCCCGAUGAUCUAAUUGCCAACACGAAGCAAUUGCCGCUGGCGAUAAAGGAUAUCCAGCAGUACCUGCCUGCUGUGGACGAAAGUUGCCUGGCAGCUGAUUAUGCCGGUUUACGACCAAAGCUAGCCAGGGGGGGAGGAGGUGUAGAUGGAAAGGGGUUCCUAGACUUCAUCAUCCGCAAAGAGGAAGGAUACAAUGGCUGGGUGAAUCUCUUGGGUAUUGAGAGUCCCGGGUUGACAAGUUGUUUGGCAAUUAGCGAAAAGGUGGACUCUUUGUUAUAUGGUUCUAAUCUAAUCUAACUUCUGUCUGCUCCCUCAAGGUGAGCAAGUUGCCGGCACAAGGUCAAAAAAACACAAUUUUAUCCAC
Messenger RNA from Ilyonectria robusta, 1706 nucleotides. Its product is annotated as FAD dependent oxidoreductase. NCBI's taxonomy places the organism in Eukaryota, Fungi, Ascomycota, Sordariomycetes, Hypocreales, Nectriaceae. The record is from RefSeq and is a predicted model, not a curated record. Gene Ontology annotation, molecular function: (S)-2-hydroxy-acid oxidase activity; (S)-2-hydroxyglutarate dehydrogenase activity. Gene Ontology annotation, cellular component: mitochondrion. The transcript is spliced from 2 exons. The coding region runs from base 401 to 1639 and encodes 412 amino acids.